CAUAUCACAAGGACUUAGAUUUCCGGUACAGUCACUACAAAGUUAUAUUUUUAUAUCUUCCCAGUGAAACAUUUAGUUUGUAUUGUUAUCUCGUCAGAAACGAAUUAAAACAUGGAACUGUACGCAAACACGACAGAAUACAAUUUCGACGAUCCAUGUUAUGAAAAUGGAGACACUCUAAAAGAAAAACAAAAACUACGAUUCGAUGAUUAUCACAAAAACGACACAAAAACGGCGCCUGUGUCUAAACGUUAUAAAUUUGUUGGUAACUUGUAUGAUACCGAAGAAAGUUUAAAAGCAGAAAGAGCUACUCGUUCUGUUCGAACAUAUAGUUGCUGUUGUUGUUUUCUUGGUUUUACAUUAGGAUGUGUAUUUGCGACUAGCGUCUGUGUCUUGGUGUAUUAUUUUGUAUUGCCUUAUUUAGUACCGUCACCAAAAGGUACACAACAGAUUGGAUGUUUAAAAGGCUGGGAACGAUACAAAGGGAACUGUUAUUUUUUCAGCAAAUUCAAUAUGUCAUGGACUGACGCUCAGACAAAUUGUACCAAUAUGAAAUCCCAGUUGACGGAUAUAGAGGACCAAGAAGAGGCUCUUUAUUUUGCAUCAUUGACGAACUAUUUUAUAGGUGAUGAUGCAUGGAUAGGCGGAAGAGGAACAAAUAUUAGUAACUUUAAGUGGUUUACUGGUGUCCAUGGCAGUAUUCCUAAGGUCAUGAACUUUACAUACUGGGCACAAGACAAACCUUCAUCAUUAAAAAUUGGAAAACAAUUAAAUUCUUCCCCGCCAAUAGAGAAUUGUGUUCUUGUCUGGAAACAGAAGAAUUACAAAUGGACUAAUGAACAAUGCUCGAAAGAAAAACCAUUCAUAUGUAAAUAUGUAUAUAAUAAAUGAUCGUUAAAAAA
Molecule: messenger RNA, 902 nt
Organism: Mytilus trossulus (common blue mussel)
Lineage: Eukaryota; Metazoa; Mollusca; Bivalvia; Mytilida; Mytilidae
Product: perlucin-like protein
Exons: 4
Coding region: 112-891 (259 amino acids)
Molecular function (GO): signaling receptor activity
Source: RefSeq, a predicted model, not a curated record